AUGGGACGGCAGAGCGAGCAUGGCAGAAGGCGCAACAGGUUUUGUUGGCUACUUCUCCUCUUCGCGGCGUCAGCGUUUCUGGCUUUGCCGCUUCUCGUGUUUUCGUGGCGCGAUGCCGAUACCAAUACUGAUGCUAAUUAUAAUGUCAAUGCCCAAGUCAAUACCGAAUUAAAACACCUCGCAGAUAAAAAUCAAAAGAUCCCGAUUAUUCUUGCUGGUGGCGGUUGUGCUUCUGCAGCCUCAGCUGCUGCUGCUGGUGGUGGUGCUUUCUCCAAGGGUGAUGUGCGAGAGGACGCCUUGACGGUGGUGCUCAUGUCCUAUCCGCAGACGAGGCGGAUGCAUCGUUUGUUACAAAUUGUUCGUACCAUUUUGUAUGAGUGGCCAAAGAACGAUGGGCUUGUUUAUGAAGUCUUGCUGGUGUGGAACGGCCUGGCAGAGACGAUUCCACCCGCGCUGCGUGAGCUGCAGACGGAGUAUGAAACGAAGUAUCGUUCCGUGUAUAAAGGGCCCGGCCACGCCCCGUACCUGCGCAUCCUGCCCCAGAAGGAAAAUUGUUUGGCAAACCGCUGGAUGAUUGCCGCUCAGCUGCGCACCGACGCCGUGCUCAAUAUGGAUGACGACUUGCAUGUCCCAUACACUUCCGCACGGUGCCUCUUUGAGACGUGGCGCCACUCGCCGUCGUCGCUCGUCGCGGCGGAUGUGCGUGCCAUCGUGAAUUGCACCAACCCCACUCAACUGUGCGGCCCCUUUGGCACGCUUGGCUACGCCGCUAGGGAGAAGUUGGAUGGGAACAGCCUCGCGUACAGUAUUGCGUUGCCACGUGCCGUCGUUGCCUCGCGCUUGUACUACGUGGCAUUCGUUCAGUCCUUUAGUCAUGUUGUGCAAGUACCGUCGUACAAUAGUCUUCUUGCGCCGGUGCCGGCACGGGAGGAUUCACUUCAACAAGUCAUCACAGAGCUGCAUUGCGACGAUCUUGCCUUCAACUACGCCGCGGCGAACGCGUCAGUGCACAUAACGUGGGGUGAUGUGUUGCAACCACAUUACCGGCGACGGAUAGGUGCUGUGGUGCUCUUCGUUUCAGCCCCGGUGAGGUCGUUCCCAGAGUCCGGUGGCUCCAACGCCCUUACCAUGCAGAGGGGUAUGAAAGUAAAACGGGUGCAGUGUGUCAACCGCCUUGCAAUGCUCUUUUCUCGCGACGGCGGGCGCACACCAUUCCGCCUCGAGAGGCAGUCGUGGCAAGGGAGGUGCAACGUCAGUCCAUGA
Molecule: messenger RNA, 1263 nt
Organism: Trypanosoma grayi
Lineage: Eukaryota; Euglenozoa; Kinetoplastea; Trypanosomatida; Trypanosomatidae
Exons: 1
Coding region: 1-1263 (420 amino acids)
Cellular component (GO): membrane
Molecular function (GO): glycosyltransferase activity
Source: RefSeq, a predicted model, not a curated record